AUGGCAUUUAGUGUGCUGCUACUUUUCAUCUCUGUGUGUGUUUCAACCGGAGAAUCAUCUCCGACUAAUCCACAUCGUGUUCAAUUUCAUCUGCCCGACAAUACACCGGCUAAUCACUUGGUGGGAAAUAUCCUCGGUGGAGUAUCCCUUGCUCAACCUCUUGUUCGCGCCAUGCUUAACCCGGAUACCUGGUUUCGUGUGACCAAUACCGGUGAUCUAUUCACACGUGAUAGCCUCGAUCGGGAUACUAUUUGCAGCCGAUUAGCCUGUUGCCUGGCGGAUUUUUGCCAAAUUCAACUGGAGGCCUAUUUGUUCGACUCACGACCUACCCCCACCACCGUCCGUGUAACCUUGUUUGUGGCUGACGAGAACGAUAACCCACCGACAUUUCCUCAACUGUCUCAAAAAGACAAAGAAGCCAAAUGGUGGCAAGUGUCUAUUCCUGAAUCUGCAGCAGUUGGGACAAAGCACACUUUACCAGCGGCCACGGAUGCGGACUCAUCUCGCUUCGGUGUGCAUCAUUAUAAAUUGUUCAGUGCGGCUAAUUCAAGAUCACCGAUGCGACCGGAUGAUCGUUUACCAUUCAGUCUUGUCACACCUCCAACCACCUAUCCCAUGCCCGUUGUAGCUCCGGCUCCACAGUUGCAAAUCGAUCGACCACUAGACAGGGAAACCAAGCCUAGCUAUGAUAUGUAUCUAGUUGUCGAAGAUGCUGGAUCUCCACCCUUGACAACCACACUUUCUGUUCGCGUGAACCUACUGGAUACGAAUGAUAAUGCACCCAGUUUUGUCAAUCAAACCGAUUUGGCCAUUAGCAUUCCCGAGAGCACAUCGAUUGGAAGUGUGGUUCAUCAGUUUUUUGUCAAAGACCCAGACGAAGGACCCAAUGGAAAUGUAACCUUAAGUAUUGACUGGCCAGCGAGUUACCCGGGAGUGAACCAGACCGUGUUAAAUCGACUGAGCUCGAAAUAUAUGAUUCAUCCAUACACUGGAGAACUUCGUGUGGUACAACCUUUGGACUAUGAAGAUGAACUGGAACGAAAAGUUGUUCUCGUAGUUCGAGCAGCCGAUAGCGGUUCACCUCAACAGACUGCCAGUUCAAGUUUGACUAUUACGCUGACAGAUGUAAAUGAUAACGGUCCGGUAAUUGAAAUACUCGGUGUUGAUGUACGAAACGAUCCCAUUUCGGAUGGCGGUACGGGUGUAUCAACGUUCAAAGAGAAUGACCCCGAGCCCCAACUGCUGCGGUUGAUUUCAGUUAGUGAUCCGGACACUGUAUCGAUUGGGAAAUUAUCAUGCAAAUUGUCUGAUCAACAUCAGGGUGAGAAUGAUUUUGUUCUCACAUCUUACUCGGAUACCAUGUACGGGUUGUUGAAUGCACGAGCAUUUGAUUAUGAACGUGAAGCCAGUCGAACGGGUCAUCUUUCUGUCAGUGUCGAGUGCACAGAUUCAGCCGAACCAAAACGAACCAGACAACAAUGGAUACAAAUUCCGCUGGUUGAUGUGAAUGACAACUGGCCACAAUUUAGUCAGGCUAAUUACGAAUUCCGUAUUGCUGAGAAUACUGAACCAGGGACCGAGAUAGGUGUGGUACAGGCCACGGACGCAGAUUCCGGAUUUCACGGUCAGGUGACAUAUCGUCUAACUGCUGACAACGCAGCUUGGUUGAAUCUAGUUCGAAUUGAUCCGAAAACCGGUACCGUGUACGUGAACGCGAUGCUUGAUCGUGAGACAGUGGAUCAUCUGGAAUUUCACGUGACUGCAUCGGAUGGCAAUCCGAACGCUGCGGAUUCGGAGAAAGCUAUGCAAAAGACAAACACGACAGGACUGACAAUUUUAGUUACUGAUGUAAAUGACAAUGCCCCGACAUGUGUUGGUUCAAAAGAGAUUCAUGUAAGUGAGAACACCGCAAUCGGAACUCGGGUGUUGAAAAAAAUUGCCGUUUCAGAUCCAGACCUGGGACCGAAUGGUUCCGUGUUGGUUAGUCUGAUUGAAUUGCCAUACAUGUACUCCAUCAAUUUGAUUAAUCAUGGACUACAUUCAGCGUCCACUGUGCCGGAAAAACGACAAUAUUUACCAUUUGUGAUUAAAGAUGAUUUAUCCCUGGUCACUUCGGGUGCUCUUGAUCGGGAACAACAAACACAAGUCAUUCUUACGCUUCUUGUUAAAGAUCAAGGUCAACCAAUCCCUCUGUCCGCCACAUGCAGUUUGACUGUCGUAAUUGAUGACGUCAAUGAUAAUCCACCUCAACUAAUCUAUCCUCGAAAUAACAGUUUCUUGUUUGGUCAGCGCGAGCAUUCCGAACCACACACUCCGUAUGCACGUGCCACAAUCCCGGCCAAUAUCCCAUACGGAUCGAGGAUAAUCACAAUUCGAGGCAAAGAUCCGGAUGCCGGUUCAAACGGGACAGUCACAUAUCAUCUACUAGCCCAAACCGAUCCGAUUCGCAGAGACAUAAUGAUGGAUUUUACCGAACUUGGUUCAAACGACCCAUUUCUUGAGGAAGGUGUGCUCGUCUACAGAGACGGAAUGCAUCUAUUUGAGUUGGACUCACAAACCGGCUUCAUGACAACCGCCUGGGGCCAGUCACAGGACAAUUCGGCAUCAGAACCCGUGGAAGAGAUUGCACCGUCAAAUGGCAGUUCGGAAAUUGUAAAAAGACGCCGACGAGUUGAGCAACCAGAACCAGGACUGUACGCGAUUUUGGUGGAGUUAAGGGACAUGGGUCCUACCCCAAUGACAACCAAAGCCAUCUUCUAUGUAAACAUAAGCGAACCGGUUGGAAUGGGGUUCGCUUUUGGUCUGUUUAGUGAAACCAACCUGAGUAAUACGGUUAUUUUGGUUUUGAUUAUGGUAUGUAGUUUGGCACUGAUAAUCAGCCUGACUGCAGCAAUAUUUUGGGUACGCUUUCGUAAUGAUAGUUCUAUCAUCAGUAGACCAGGAAGUCGAAACUACGGAGGAAGUUAUAAUGGUCCGACGGUGAUUACUCACGACAGUAUGCCGAAUGGAUACUUCUAUCCUGCCAGUUACCCUCCUCUGGGAAGUCCUACAGAUUUAUCGGAAAUGGAUCAUCGAUUCAUAGAUUCCACACUCAUGCACGGGAAGGAUGGUACACUUCAAACCAAUUGGACCGAGCUCAACCUGGAUACAGGUCAGUCUCCGGAUUAUCAGGCUGGUAUGUACGGUGGUUCAUUGGUCCCAUCUAGUUUGGAUGGGACGGCUACCACAUUCCAGUUGUGCUCCAUGAGUAAACCGGAAGAGGCAGCGGCCACUGUCUAUCCCAGUGGAAUUCAUCUGGUCCCAGUCAGUGGUUGCGGUGGUGGUGCUGGGGCUGGGUCCGGGAUUGGAAGUGAUCGUACAGAACUAACUGUGUAUCAGACUACUAGAACCCUUAGUGGAACUCCGAAUUGGUUACCCUGUACAGAUUCUUACGUGACCGAUCCAACAAUGAUAAUACGCAUGGAUGGUGGAUAUGGACCUGUGGAAUGUAUGGGUCUUGGUCAGGCUACUAACAAUAGUACUGGUGGCAGUGAUAGCGGUGUGGACAGUGGUGCUGGUGUUGCUUUGGGUACAAUCACAUCCUCCUCUCCGGUCAUGGAUGGUCGUGGUCGAACCAAUCACAUAUCCAAUCCGAUUGGCAAAUCCGGUUUUGUGGAUCAUUUACAUUCAUCAACUGUGCCAAGAACAUUUUUCACUCGUAAUUCACCCACAUCUCUGUCACCCACGGAUGGGAUUGACGCGUCCACGCAUACUGGUGAUGCGGUAGCACAUGGACCGCGAGAACCAUACUUUCGUGUCGGUUCCAACACACCGCACACAAUGCAAAUGGUUCACCAUCCAAACUCUACACUUGGUCAUACUCUGAGAAGAGAGAACGAUACGGAUUUACAAACCGUUUCGGUUGGGACGACAAAACGACUAAAAAAUAGUUCACACUCAGGUAUUCUUGUUUCGACAACCCUCUAUUCAAAUGGACUGAAAUGA
Messenger RNA from Echinostoma caproni, 3984 nucleotides. NCBI's taxonomy places the organism in Eukaryota, Metazoa, Platyhelminthes, Trematoda, Plagiorchiida, Echinostomatidae. The record is from the annotation of a GenBank genome assembly.